CAAUCGCUGCGCCUUCAAUUCGUGUACAGAUUUGUUACUUUCUGUUAAGAGCGCGCGACUGGUUUGCCGUGACGUUGCGAGUUCAUCGAUUUCCUAACACGAUACCCCGCUGUGCAUCUGUGCAACACACGACACUACAACAAUGAAGUUGAACACCGUUGCUGCUAGCUUGGCCACGGCCUCCUUGGUGGCUGCUCAGCACCACCACCAGCACCGCCACCACCAUAAGCGCAACCCUGAGUCCGAGGUUGUCACCGUUGCUGGUCCUACUGUGGUCACUUACGUUCUCGACGGCAAGACUAUCACUCUCGAGGAUGUCUGCAAGGGUAUCGCCGACAAGACCUUGACCUGGGCCUCUGGUCAGGACGUUCCUGAUGUCUGCAACGGCGCUAGCAGCUCUUCGACUACCGCUGCCUCGACUUCCACUUCCACCACUGCGGCUCCUGCUCUCAGCUCCGUUGCCGAGUUCGUUGAAGUCGCUGUCGCCAAGGCUACUUCCUCCAGCAGCUCUUGGAGCUCCAGCAGCAGCGCUCACUCUUCCACCGCCGCUGCUUCCAGCUCCGCUUCUUCCAGCUCGGCUAGCAGCUCUAGCUCUUCCACCGCCACCGGCUUGGAUGCGGACUUCCCUGAUGGAGAAUUGGACUGCGAUACCUUCCCCUCCGACUACGGUGCUAUCGCCCUCGAUUACCUUGGACUUGGCGGCUGGUCCGGUAUCCAGUACGUGACGGUCUCCGGCAGCGUCGUGACUGAGAUCACCACUGGUGUCUCCGGUGAUAGCUGUACCAGCGGCGCCAUGUGCUCUUACGCCUGCCCCGCGGGUUAUCAGAAGUCCCAGUGGCCCAGCACCCAGGGAUCUACCGGACAGUCCGUUGGUGGUGUCCAGUGCAAGAACGGCAAGCUCUACCUUACCAACACUUCCUUGUCCAAGAAGCUUUGCAUUGAGGGUACUGGCGGUGUCCACGUUCAGAACACGCUCGGUGAGAGUGUUGCUGUUUGCCGUACUGAUUAUCCUGGUACCGAGUCCGAAACCAUUCCUCUUCACCUUGGCGACAACACCCUCCAGCCCCUGACUUGCCCUGACGGCGAGACCUACUACAAGUGGGAGGGCAAGGUCACCUCUGCUCAGUACUACGUCAACCCCAAGGGUGUUUCCACCGAGAAGGGCUGCCAGUGGGGUAACGGCUCCGAGGCCAUCGGCAACUGGGCCCCUAUCAACCUUGGUGUCGGUGUCAACGACGGCAAGUGGCUGUCCAUCUUCCAGAACAGCCCUACCACUACCGAGAAGCUCGACUACAAUGUCAAGAUUGAGGGUGACAACCUGAGCGGUUCUUGCAAGUAUGAGGAUGGUGUUUUCUAUUCCGAGUCUGGCACCAACGACUCCGGCUGCACUGUGAGUGUUCCCCAGCCCUUGCUUUGGUUCCUUUCUCCUUGGAGGUCCCUGGCCUGAUUGCUAAUGUUAAAUCUGCCCGCAGGUCGAGGUCGUCUCUGGCUCCGCCACCUAUGUCUUUUACUAAAGUGGAUAAUUCUCCGUGGUAGCCUCUGUCGCCAAGUGCCGGCUUCGGCUUGCCACGACCUUUUCGUACUCCGACAAAGGCACAAUUGCAAAUAGAAGACCUUUUUUUCAUGCCUCUGUUCCGCCCUUGAUCAUGAUUCACCGUUCAGUGUGCUUGCUUUCUUCGUGUAUCUUAGUAUCUCAUACUUAUGUGACGUGGGAAAGCU
Molecule: messenger RNA, 1719 nt
Organism: Aspergillus uvarum CBS 121591
Lineage: Eukaryota; Fungi; Ascomycota; Eurotiomycetes; Eurotiales; Aspergillaceae
Gene: sun1
Product: SUN family protein UTH1
Exons: 3
Coding region: 143-1447 (434 amino acids)
Biological process (GO): fungal-type cell wall organization
Cellular component (GO): cell surface; fungal-type cell wall
Source: RefSeq, a predicted model, not a curated record